GCCGGAGGAGAGGAAAAUAAAGAAAACGAACGCCCUUCAGCAGGAUCGAAGGCAAACAAAGAAUUCGGGGACAGCCUGAGUUUGGAGAUCCUUCAAAUUAUUAAGGAAUCCCAGCAGCAGCAUGGUUUACGGCAUGGAGAUUUUCAGAGGUACAGGGGCUACUGUUCCCGUAGACAAAGACGUCUCCGGAAAACACUCAACUUCAAGAUGGGGAAUAGACACAAAUUCACAGGGAAGAAAGUAACUGAAGAUCUUCUGACUGAUAAUAGAUAUUUGCUUCUGGUUCUGAUGGAUGCUGAAAGAGCCUGGAGCUAUGCCAUGCAGCUCAAACAGGAAGCCAACACUGAACCCCGAAAGCGGUUUCACCUGUUAUGUCGCCUGCGCAAAGCUGUGAAGCAUGCUGAGGAAUUGGAGCGCCUGUGCGAGAGCAGUCGCGUGGACGCCAAGACCAAGUUAGAGGCUCAGGCUUACACAGCUUACCUCUCAGGAAUGCUGCGUUUUGAACAUCAGGAAUGGAAAGUUGCCAUUGAGGCUUUUAACAAAUGCAAAACUAUCUACGAGAAGCUAGCCAGUGCUUUCACAGAGGAGCAGGCUGUGCUAUACAACCAGCGUGUGGAAGAGAUCUCGCCCAACAUCCGCUAUUGUGCAUAUAAUAUUGGGGACCAGUCAGCUAUCAAUGAACUCAUGCAGAUGAGAUUGAGGUCUGGGGGCACUGAGGGUCUCCUGGCUGAAAAAUUGGAGGCAUUGAUCACUCAGACUCGAGCCAAACAGGCAGCUACCAUGAGCGAGGUGGAAUGGAGAGGGCGAACGGUUCCAGUGAAAAUCGACAAAGUGAGGAUCUUUUUAUUGGGACUGGCUGAUAACGAAGCAGCCAUUGCCCAGGCUGAAAGCGAAGAAACCAAGGAGCGUUUGUUUGAAUCCAUGCUCAGCGAGUGUCGGGACGCCAUCCAGGCUGUUCGGGAAGAGCUCAAGCCAGAUCAGGUGGGAUCCCAGGGCUACCUGACUCACAUCAAGCUGUCGACGGCAAUCAAGCGUAAUGAGAGCAUGGCUAAAGGUCUGCAGAAGGCUCUGCUGCAGCAACAGCCGGAAGAUGACAGCAAGCGCUGCCCCCGGCCCCAGGACCUGAUCCGGCUCUAUGACAUCAUUCUGCAGAAUCUGGUGGAACUGCUCCAGCUUCCUGGCUUAGAGGAGGACAAAGCCUUCCACAAAGAGAUAGGCCUCAAGACCCUGGUGUACAAGGCUUACAGGUGUUUUUUCAUUGCUCAGUCCUACGUGUUGGUGAAGAAGUGGAGCGAAGCCCUUGUCCUGUAUGACAGAGUCCUGAAAUAUGCAAACGAAGUGACUUCUGAUGCAGGUGCCUUCAAGAACAGCCUAAAGGACCUGCCUGAUGUGCAAGAGCUCAUCGCGCAAGUGCGCUCAGAGAAAUGCUCCCUGCAGGCCGCGGCCAUCCUAGAUGCUAAUGACUCCCAUCAAACAGAGACUUCCUUCCAGGUCAAGGACAAUAAGCCUCUGGUUGAACGGUUUGAAACAUUCUGCCUGGACCCUUCCCUCGUCACCAAGCAAGCCAACCUCGUGCACUUCCCACCAGGAUUCCAGCCCAUCCCUUGCAAGCCUUUGUUCUUUGACCUGGCCCUCAACCAUGUGGCUUUCCCACCCCUUGAGGACAAGUUGGAGCAGAAAACCAAGAGUGGCCUCACCGGAUACAUCAAGGGGAUCUUUGGAUUCAGGAGCUAACCAGGCUCUUCCUCAGGGGCAGGGGGAGAUUCUGACUCUUAAUCUGUAUUGUGAGAAAAUCCCAGCAAGUUCCAUGAUAUUAAACCCAGGUCUACAUUGGCCCAGGGUAGGAGCUUAACAUCUUCAGCCCUGCGUUCCUACGUCUUGUGUAUUUGUGCCCUCACAUUCUUAACCAGUGUGUUAGAAGGCCCCAUCAUCCUCUGGUAGACAUGUGCAGGGUCACUCUGUCUCCUGUACCUCCUUCGGGAGGGGCCGCUUCUGCCUGGUCCCCUGUGAGCCAUGACUGAUUACCUUUUGUCAGUAAUGUGCGCAGGGAGUCCACAGCAGGCACAGAUGGGGCCUUGGAGCAUUUUGUCCUGUUUCUUCAGUACCACAGAUUUGCAAUGAACUCAUCCUUGCUGUGAGCAUCCAGAAUCUCUUGAAGAUUUUGUCCACGACUAUGAAACACUGGCAAUGUCACCCCAGAAUUAUGGUCAGCCUUACUGCCCUUCACCUCCAAGUGAACUUUAAGAAGUUUCAGAACAAGCAGAGAGCUCUAUUUUUAAAAGAAAUAUGUCACAUUCAGAAAUGAUGAAACCAAAUCUUGUAUUAAAAGGCAAAGAUGAUGGAGACUGUGCCCAUUUUUUACAUGCUCUCCGUCACAUCCAUCUCAGUUCUCUCCUCGGGGACCUGGUGGUAUGACCCUGUGAGGUCAAGUGUAUCCUGUCUUCCUGGCAAGUGGGUAUGGUUGAUGCCAAAUAUGGAUGUGUUCGAGUUUUUAAAACGAGUUCCCAGUCUGUAAUUCUUAGAUGCCAUUACAUUUUGAUCGUGUCCUUCCUUACCCUUUUAUUUUUUUUCCCUAGUUAUCCUUUUUUAUUUCUAUAAUAUCAUCAGUAAUAGAAGUCACAAACCAAUGUAAAGAAAGCAAGGAAUAAAAGUGAUUUAAACGUGAAA
Messenger RNA from Galeopterus variegatus (Sunda flying lemur), 2667 nucleotides. RefSeq names its product signal recognition particle 68kDa (gene SRP68). Gene Ontology annotation, cellular component: signal recognition particle, endoplasmic reticulum targeting. Gene Ontology annotation, biological process: SRP-dependent cotranslational protein targeting to membrane. The record is from RefSeq and is a predicted model, not a curated record. Gene Ontology annotation, molecular function: endoplasmic reticulum signal sequence receptor activity; signal recognition particle binding; 7S RNA binding. Bases 208 to 1734 code for a protein of 508 amino acids. The transcript is spliced from 16 exons. NCBI's taxonomy places the organism in Eukaryota, Metazoa, Chordata, Mammalia, Dermoptera, Cynocephalidae.